AUAUAUCCAUCGCAGCCUCAGCACACCUACCACCAAGAUCGUCGCAGGCAAAGCUCACGCAGUAACCAGCGACCUCUAGCCAUCGACGACGACAAUGGCGGCGGCGAAGAAGAGCGGCAGCGAGAUGGCGGUGGUGCGGGGGCUGGACGUGGCGCGGUACAUGGGGCGGUGGUACGAGAUCGCGUCGUUCCCGUCCUUCUUCCAGCCCCGGGACGGCCGGAACACGAGGGCGACCUACGCGCUGCAGGAGGACGGCGCGACGGUGCACGUGCUCAACGAGACGUGGAGCAAGGGGAAGCGGGACUACAUCGAGGGCACCGCCUACAAGGCCGACCCGGCCAGCGACGAAGCCAAGCUCAAGGUCAAGUUCUACCUCCCGCCUUUCCUCCCCAUCAUCCCCGUCGUCGGCGACUACUGGGUGCUCUACGUCGACGACGACUACCAGUACGCGCUCGUCGGCGAGCCGCGCCGCAAGAACCUCUGGAUUCUGUGCAGGAAAACGAGCAUCGAUGAGGAGGUGUACAGCCAGCUGGUGGAGAGGGCCAAGGAGGAAGGCUACGACGUGAGCAAGCUGCACAGGACGCCACAGGACGACCCGCCGCCGGAGAGCGACGCCGCGCCCACCGACACCAAGGGGGUCUGGUGGUUCAAGUCGCUCAUUGGGAAAUGAUGAUCGAUCAAGUUCAAUAUGGUGCUAAUACUAGCUAGUGCGGCAUCUAAUGAUCUGUAGAAUUUGCGGCGCGAAUAAAUGGGACUUGAUCGUGUCCAGAAAACUUCUUGUAGAAUUGGUGCAUGUCUGUUGUUAGUGUACCGAGACCUGUUCGCGUUCUGUUAUACAUGUGCUUGGAUAAAAUGGAGUUAAGAUGUA
Molecule: messenger RNA, 868 nt
Organism: Phragmites australis (common reed)
Lineage: Eukaryota; Viridiplantae; Streptophyta; Magnoliopsida; Poales; Poaceae
Product: temperature-induced lipocalin-1-like
Exons: 2
Coding region: 95-670 (191 amino acids)
Source: RefSeq, a predicted model, not a curated record